UACACCCUACUACUCGCGUGAUGAGUAAAAGUCAUGGCUUUUUCAAAAUAAAAAUUUUCAAAGUACUUUCAAAGCUCGAAAUAAUUUUUAAAUGUCAUAAUCGUAAAAUUUUAUGAAAAUAGAAAAAAUUUCAAUUGGUCUCCAUUUUAAAUUAUUUUUAAAAAAACUCAGCGCAAGUCCUGAGAGGUUAACAUUUUUAUUAUAUUUAUUAUAAAUAUUAUUUAUCAGUACAUAAAUAUAUGAUAAUAAUGAUGGAAGACAUGUAUCUGGAUGCUGAUCGGUUGAUAACUGAAGUAUACAAACGACCGGCAUUGUGGAAUAAUAAACAUCUUUUAUAUCACAGUCGCGAUUUGACAAAUCGUUUGUGGAUGGAGAUAUCGACUAUUUUUAAAUGUCCAAAAGCGGUACUUAAAUCCAAGUGGAAGGGAUUAAGAGAUACAUUUCGUGGUGAAAUAAAAAAAGAACAGAAUUCUCGUACAAGUAAAUAUCCAAGAAGAAAUCGAUGGGCUCAUUAUAAAAAGUUACAGUUUUUAAAAGAACAAAUGAUACCAAGACCGCCAAUUUGGGAGCGUGCUGAUGACUAUCAUGAUGAUGAUACAAAUGAUCGCUUACAGAGUAAAAAUAAUGAUAAUGAAAAUAAUUUGAUAGAACAAAAAUUAAUUAUCGGACGUAAUAAUUUUGAAAUAAAUGAUGUAAAUAUCAGUAAUCAGCAGGAGAAAUUCAACGGAGCGAUAAUUAAAAGUCAACUUAAAAAACCAGUUAAAUUAAAAUUAAUAACUACGGCACGAGUGAUUGAAAUGUCGAGUAAUGGCAAUAAAACGGCGAUACAUUCUUCCGUUAUUUAUAAACCGGAUAAUUUACAUUUACAGGAAAAUGAAUUCCUUGACACGAUAUCGGUCAAAGAUGAACCUGUUGAUAGUAUUGAUAAUUGUGUGGACUAUCAAGUUAAUAGUGAUAAUAGUAAUGGAGUAGCAAAUGAAGAAGUUUGUAAUAGUGAUGAAUUAUCAAUCGAUCCGCUUGAUGAAAAUCGUUUAGAUGAUAAUUAUUAUUUUUUAAUGAGUCUUUUGCCUCACAUAAGAACAUUGCCAGCUGAACGCAUCAUGUCAUUACGAAUGCAGAUGCAAGAACUCGUUUAUCAAGAAGUAUACAAGAAGAAUAUAAACCCAGAUAGUUAAUAUCUGUAAUAUAAUAUACACUAAAUAAUAAUAAUAAAUGUAAAUAAUA
Messenger RNA from Microplitis demolitor, 1224 nucleotides. RefSeq lists its product as uncharacterized. The record is from RefSeq and is a predicted model, not a curated record. Gene Ontology annotation, molecular function: DNA binding. NCBI's taxonomy places the organism in Eukaryota, Metazoa, Arthropoda, Insecta, Hymenoptera, Braconidae. Gene Ontology annotation, biological process: regulation of transcription by RNA polymerase II. The transcript has 2 exons. Gene Ontology annotation, cellular component: nucleus; transcription regulator complex. The coding region runs from base 240 to 1175 and encodes 311 amino acids.